Molecule: messenger RNA, 793 nt
Organism: Salvelinus sp. IW2-2015
Lineage: Eukaryota; Metazoa; Chordata; Actinopteri; Salmoniformes; Salmonidae
Source: RefSeq, a predicted model, not a curated record
CCACGCCGUCCAAAGGUGAAUGGGAAGCGGGUACCAUCUACUAGUGAACACGGGGCAUGAGGAACUCCCUACACCUUCAGGAACUUCUUCUUUCUAUUGGAUACCACCAAGGCAGUCAGUGUGUGUGUGCCAACAAUCUUUCUGCUGACACUAGACGGCAUCAAGACCAGACCAAGGAAGAUACUCAGUGAAACACAACGGUGCAUGUUUAUCAAUAACUGGAAGAAGCAAUUUCAUAAAUUCAUCAAGUGGAUCAGACAAAAAAAUAUUAACAUCAUCCACGUUUGCAAUGGGGCUAUAUCUGGUGGUCCUCUGGGUCUGUGCUGUGGUGCUGCAUUCCCUUGGGAGAGCAGAGAAAGUAACUCAAACGACUGAAACAAGUUUCUCUGKGAGCACAGAAGGGUUGACUGCUGGGACGGUUACUAUAGGGCUGGAUGACCAGAACCAAGAACCGCCUCCCUUAAACCCCUGUCAGGAUGACGAGACGGAAUACAGAGAAAGAGUGUACCAGAGGGAUUCUCAUGGUGUUAUGCAGCUGGUUCAGAGCGAGGACUAUGAAGGCAACGAGGACUAUGAAGGCAACGAGGACUAUGAAGACACUGACAUUGACACCAGCAAUGACACCACCAUUCACCCUGACACCACCAUUCACCCCUGCAACCUAUCACCCAGUGGACCGCCCCUCUGUCUUAUCUACCCAACCAAUCAACUCAACUGCUCCUGGAAAUUCCAUGGUCUCUCCAAUGACAGCCAAUUCUCUGCCUCUGUCUCGUAAGCCCCUCCCACAAUAUCC